Messenger RNA from Plasmodium vivax (malaria parasite P. vivax), 4224 nucleotides. Its product is annotated as DNA-dependent RNA polymerase, putative. Gene Ontology annotation, molecular function: DNA-directed RNA polymerase activity; DNA binding. The transcript is spliced from 2 exons. Gene Ontology annotation, biological process: mitochondrial transcription. The coding region runs from base 1 to 3921 and encodes 1306 amino acids. The record is from RefSeq and is a predicted model, not a curated record. Lineage: Eukaryota; Apicomplexa; Aconoidasida; Haemosporida; Plasmodiidae. Gene Ontology annotation, cellular component: mitochondrial DNA-directed RNA polymerase complex.
AUGAAAUUGAAGACACUCGCGCCGUAUGUUAUUCCCCGCCUCGCACAGUUAAGUAAAAAGAGCAGCGCCCUUUACGUAAGGAGAGCAAUCCGACGGACCGCGCACUGUGGGGAAACCAGGGCAUUUAUAUCCUCCAAGGUACUCAUAUCGAGGGAGGAGGCCCCUGCUUCGAUCAAGCCGAGUAGCACCAAUGGCGAAAAUGUAACUUUGCCGCCCCCACUGCGACCCGAUGGAGCGACGAAGAACCUCGACGAGCAGGUCCUGAAGGAGCUGCACAGCCUAAUCAGGUCGAUUCAAAAGCUGGAGAAGCAGAAGAAGCAACAAAUUGUGAAAUACAUAAACACGUUAAAUAAAAAAUAUUUGCAAUAUGUAGAAGGAGACAUUGUGGCCUUCUUUGAAAAUCUGGACCAGUACAUGGCGGCGAAUGGCCUCCUCAUGUGCGACCUUGGGGGGGAAGAAGUGCUCAGUCACAUCGAGAGGGUGCAUAUGAAUCUUGGCGAGGACAGCCCCUUCGUAAACAGCCGCUUCAACGCGAACAGCCCCAUCGACGUGAACGGCCUCUUCGACGUGAACUUCCUCAGAGAGGCGAAAAAGAAGCUGUACGGGGAGCACAUUUACCCCAUCCUCCAGGGCGCAGGGGAAGGACACGCCGCGCGGAGGCCCGAUCUGCGUAGCGGGCCGAGAAACUCGCCGCCAAAUUCGCCAACCACGCCGCGAAACUGGCCUCCCCACUGCGCAGCGGCGGGGAGGGACGCCCCCGAGGAGGACACCGUGAACGUGCGCAGGCAAAUGCUGAUAGAGCGGUCCUCCUACCAGAAGGCCAUCGAGGAAGCGGAGGAGUUCGUUUCGAACCUCCACGACUUGAAGAAGAUAACGGAAAUCCGGGGGCUCUGCAAAAUAUACUUGAGUUGGGUGAACGAGCUGGAGCGGAGGAUCGCCAGCUACAGGCAGCGGCAGCGCAGGAGAGGUGGUAGCGGUGAAGGGGGGACAGAUGGAACCACCACGGCUGCUUCGCAAACCGCCGCCCCUCACACCGCCGCUGCACACACCGCCUCGCUCGCGGAGACCGGCAGGGGGGGGCUGCCCGAACUGGUGGAGGACAAGCUGCUAGCCAUCAUCACCGUGAAGUGGACCAUCCAAUACACCUUCAACCCGCAGAAAAAAAAAUACGCCAACAGCAUCACCACGCAGUCGAAGAAUUUCGAGCAGGGCUACGCGUACCAGUCACUGUUCACGCACAUCGCCAUCAAGAUCGGCCAGGAAAUUAACAACGAGCUGAACUUCCAGCAGCUGGAGAGGAACAACCUGCUGUACCGCUACGUCAAGAGGAACAAAGCCAACGCGUCCUUCUCGCACUUUCAGAAGUACCGGAUGCUCUGCGGCAUUAGGAGGAAGCUGCAGGGGGGGGGGGCAAACGUGGCAGAAGCGGCUGGAGAGGCUGUAGAAGCAGGCGUGGCAGUAGAGGCAAACGUGGCAGAAGCGAGCGGGUCCGGCCCGCGCGACGACUUCCACCUGGUGCAGUGGAACUCGCAGAAGAAGGCCGCAGUCGGGGGGCUCCUCCUGAAGAUGCUCAUGGACAGCGCGAAGAUGGACGUCGACCUGAGCGUCGCCAAGGAGGAGCACCGAAAUGAGUACAAAUAUUAUCUGCUCCUGCACAAGAUGGCCAAGGGCAGGGGGGAGAAGCUGCACGCUGAGUGCAAAUACGAGAAGGAGCUCAACUAUGAGAAGUACUAUGAGGAGGAGUCCAAUUCGCUGGAGUUCGUGGUCCUCGAGCGGGGCAAGGGGCGGGGCGGCGAGGAGAGGGAAAAGGAGAAGGGGAAGGAGAGGGAAAAGGAAGGGGGUGGCGAAGAUGGUGCAGGUGGUGAUAACAGAGCCAGUGCCGCUUCCCCCGCUAACGCAGACAACCACGCCGCUUCCCCCCGAAGGCGCGAAAACAACUUCGGCAAACGGCGGAAGGAGCAGCUGAAGAACAAGCAGGUAGUGCUGUACCGGUCGAGAAGAGACCCCAGCAAGAUAGAGCUGCCAGUGUUCGUCCACUCGUACGUGUGGAGGAACGGCAGCUGGUACGGCGUCAUACACAUGCGGGAGUGUUGCGCGAAUUACCUGCUCAACAACGCGAUCAACUCUCACAUCCCGUUGAACCACCUCCCGAUGAUAAGCAAGCCGAAGAAGUGGACCCACUCGGAAGGUGGGAUGCUCCUCCUGAAAAACAACUUCAUCCGUUGCAAUGUGAAGCCUCUGUUCAACAUAGACGUGUGUAACUUGGAGCGAAUCAAAAGUGUAGUCUCCCAAAUGGGAAACGUCCGCUGGGAAGUAAACGAAGAAAUUUUGCACCUCAUCGAAUACGCCUACAAUAAGGGGAUUACCAUAGGAAACAUCCCGCGCAAGCAGAAUUAUAGUCUCCCCAGUGGACCCUCCCAUACGGCAAAGCAAAACGUGGAGGAUAUUAAAAAAUAUUAUUUAUUAAGGGAGGAAAUUAGCAGAUUAAAUAAAUGCCUGAUCAGUGAGAGACCCACUUUUUUGCAAAAAAUUGCCAUCGCGAAAACGCUGAAAAACUGUAAAGUGAUUUAUUUCCCACAUAACAUUGACUUUCGGGGGAGGAUGUAUCCUCUCUCUCCCCAUUUGCACCAUAUGAGUGACGACAUUUGCCGCAGCUUGAUCACCUUCCAUGAUAGGGAGGAAAUUGGCCCCAGGGGAUUGUUCUGGCUUAAAAUACACCUGGCGAAUAACUUUGGGAAGGAUAAACUGACGUUUGAGCAACGCAUCAACUGGGUUGAUUCUAACUUGGGUAAUAUCAAACGGCUGAGUGAAAAUCCCUUUCAACAUGUAGACUUUUGGAGCACAGCAGAGAAACCUUGGCAAGCUCUCUCCGUUUCGAUGGACCUCACCAGAGCGUUGGAGUGUCCCGAUCCGUCCAAAUAUAGGAGCAACAUCCCUGUGCAGCAGGAUGGCACGUGUAAUGGUCUUCAACACUACGCCGCCCUGGGCAGGGACUACGACGGGGGGAAGGCGGUCAACAUCAUUCCAUCGGAUGAGCCGCAGGAUAUCUACACCGUGGUGUUGGAAAUUGUGCGCAGUAAAGUUAAAGCGGACUUGGACGGAGCGGCGUCGCCGCCUAAAGGAGAUAGGGGAAAGAGUAGCGGCACGCCUAACUGUGCCCCCCCCCGCUGCAGAGAACACCUCGCGAAGUGCUGCUUCCAAUUCGACCUGCUCAAGCGGAAAGUCGUCAAGCAAACCAUCAUGACCAUCUGCUACGGAGUCACCUCAGUAGGAGCCAAGGACCAAGUCAAAGGCAAAAUCCAAAGCAUGACCACCAAAGUGUUAGAAAAAAAAACCAUCAACCAGUUGUCCCAGUACAUAGCCAAUUACAUCUUCGAAUCCAUUAGCGAAAUUUUCAAAAGGGCAAUGAUCAUCAAAAAAUGGUUUAAUAAUUUAUCCAAAGUAACCAAUGAGCUGAACAUCCCAGUCACUUGGCUAUCCCCUAUAGGUCUCCCCUGCGAACAACCCUACCGAUUAGGGCACCGGAUUUUAGUUAACACUCCUCUCCAAUCAGUCAGUGUCAUCUCGUAUCAAAAUAGCUUGCUCCAUAAGAACAAACAGAGACUUGGCUUCCCUCCAAAUUUCGUCCAUUCUUUAGAUGCUUCUCACCUUAUGAUGACGGCUGAGAAAAUGGUCCUCGAAAAUAACUUCAGCUUUGCCGCUGUGCAUGACUCCUACUGGACUCACGCGUGUAACGUAGACCAAAUGAAUGUGUUCAUUAGGGACUCCUUUGUCACUCUGUAUGAGGAGCCCAUCUUGCAGAACCUCUAUCGGGGCUACCAGAUGCGCCUGGGCAAGCACGCCUCCAGGAUCCCCGCGCCCCCCGACCAGGGCCACCUCGACGUCUCCCUCGUUCGCCGCAGUCGCUACUUUUUCAGCUGACGGUAUGGUUGCACGGUUGCACGGUUGCACGGUUGCACGGUUGCACGGUUGCACGGUUGCACGGUUGCAUGGUUGCAUGGUUGCACGGUUGCACGAUUGCACGGUUGCACGGUUGCAUGGUUGCAUGGUUGCACGGUUGCAUGGUUGCAUAUCCGCGUGACCGCGUAACCUCGUGUGCCCAUUUAUUGAGCGCCCCCCCCUUUUUUGCCUGCCGUACGAACCAACUGCGCGGCGAGCAGCGGGGAAGCGCCGCCUCUCGAGGAUUAAAUUUAAAUCAAACCAAACGCGCCCACGGCGAUGUGC